AAACGGAGGGCAGGCGAAUGAGGACUAGGAACAAUCCGAGGGGGCAGGCGUCGGUAGCAUCCCAAAGGGGAAGCCGGGCUGCAUCUCGGGGUUCGAGAGGAGGCCGUGGAGGCCGUGGAAGCCGUGGAGGUCAUCAAGCUCAAACUGUGAGUGAUGGCCAUGUGAGCUCGGUGUAUAAAACCAACACCGAAGACUAUGACUCAACCUACGUUCCAGAGACGGAGCAUGAAGAGACCCCGUAUGAUGGGGGUGACACAUACACCGAUGAUGAUGAUGAUGAAGAGAGUGAUGCCAAGUUCGCCCAAAUGGGCGAAUUGCUCGAGUGGUAUCAAAAAGAAAAAUUGAGGAGAGACCUUAGGCGCCAAGCAAGGCGUGGCUCUCGCGGUGGUUCGGGUCAAGGAAGCCGGGGAGCUUCCGUGGCCACCCCAGCGGCGUCACAAGGUGGGCGUGAAGGAGGUUUUGUCGUGAGAAUCUCCAAGUACCUCAAGGAGGCUAGGGCCUUGGGGUGUAGGUCCUUUGACGGCACCGGUGACAUUACCGUUGCCGCAGAUUGGAUUAAGAAGGUGAAGGAUGCAUCAAGAGACAUGCAAAUCACACCGGACGUGAAGUUGACCGUCGCUUCACGGUUACUUGAAGGGAUAGCCUCUACGUGGUGGGAGAGCGUGGAAGGGAAGUACCAUGGGGAAAUAACAUGGGCGGACUUUGAGCUAGAGUUCUAUGCUCAAUACUACUCCGAGUACGAGGUGAAUGUGAAACGGAGAGAGUACACUAACCUCAAACAGAAGGAUGGCGGCACAGUUAAACAACUGGAACAAGAGUUUAGAACCUUGGCUAGGUUCUUGCCGGAGUACGCGGUUGAUGAGAACCGCAUGACGGAGCACUUUUGGGAUGCCCUACUCUUGGACAUUCGUGACCGAGCUACGUACUCGCGCCACAUGACCUUCAGCGAGGUGAAUGUGAAACGGAGAGAGUACACUAACCUCAAACAGAAGGAUGGCGGCACAGUUAAACAACUGGAACAAGAGUUUAGAACCUUGGCUAGGUUCUUGCCGGAGUACGCGGUUGAUGAGAACCGCAUGACGGAGCACUUUUGGGAUGCCCUACUCUUGGACAUUCGUGACCGAGCUACGUACUCGCGCCACAUGACCUUCAGCGAGGUGGUGGAACAGGGCCUUCUCGGGGAGGCCCAAUGGAAUGAGAGGAAAGAGAGAGACGCCGAAGAGGCGAAAAAGAGGAAAUGGCAAAGUUCGGGGCCGCCCGAGCAAGCACGGAAGGAUAAACACGGCGGAGGUGGCGGUUCGUUCAAGACUCCGGCACCACCGGCAAAGAAGAACAAGGAUGCUCGGUGGCAUGCAUCCUCCUCCCAAAGGACGGGGCCUCCAAGGUGUGCCAAUUGUUCGAAAAAUCACUUUGGGAAGUGCAAUGCACCCCCGAGGUGUUAUCAAUGUGGGAACACGGGCCACAUGAAGGCCAAUUGCCCACAACUGGGGGGCGGAGGAGCUCCGGGAUCCGGAGGAGGAACCACGACGGGAAGGAACCGUGCGGGGCCGUCAAACGGCGGCACGGGAAGAGGCGGCGCAUCCACAAGCCAUGCCGCGUCCGUAAAUCAAGGCGGGACCCAAGCACGAGUGUACGCAAUGACCGAGGCGGAUGCGCGAGCAAACCCGGACUCCGUUGCAGGUGAUACACUUAUUUUCCUGUAUUUCUAGGCUUAUUUGGGACAUAUAAGUCAUUGGGUUUGGGUGCGGGCCACCCCGGGGUCAAACCCCGCGAAUUCGGGGCGAAACGAGCUAAAAACAACUACGCGCGAUCGCGCGUACCUACAGACGCACGACCGUGCGUAAGAGGCAGUAGCCUCAGGUCUUAUUUCGCACAGACGCACGACCGUGCGUACUGGUAG
This is a messenger RNA of Cuscuta epithymum, 1900 nucleotides long. Lineage: Eukaryota; Viridiplantae; Streptophyta; Magnoliopsida; Solanales; Convolvulaceae. The record is from the annotation of a GenBank genome assembly.